UGUCUUCGUCCACCGGCUCGUCCCCGCCCGCGUCCGCCAGCGACCACAGCGCGUCGCCCGUGCACAGCGCGUCCAGCGCCAGCGGCGGCGUCGCCAGCAAGAAGAAGUCCAAGUUCGAGUUCUUCUCAGACCGCUCAAGGCAUGGGAGCGGUGGGAGUGGAAUUUUUUCUCGACGGCAAGAUUUCAGCUCAUUCAAUUCAUUGCCACGUCACAAGCUGAAUUCGUAUCAGAUAAAGAUGGAGGAUGAAGGAAAUCAUGGCAACGAUGACACACGGUGCUUUAUUCUGUCAACACUUGCAGCUCUUCACACAUCACGAGUUAUGUGCAUUCUGUGUCAGACUCCUAUGUUGGUGUUUGACAGAUAUCCCCUUGUUGAUGGUACAUUCUUCUUGAGUCCUCGCCAGCAUAAUAAGAGCUGUAUUGAGUGUAACAAUUGUCAAAAGCCUAUGCUACAUCCUCACCAACGACUGAACUUUUUCUCGGACUACAGUCACCAGUUACCAUGCCCUCAUUGCCGUGCUGUUGACUGUCACUUUGUGAAGCCACUGGCUCACAUGUAUAUACGAGAUUCAACACCAGCAUGGCCUUAACACUGUUCCUCUGGUUAGAAGUGCUGCAUUAGGCUAGAUCAUUCAUCGGCUACAUGAGCUUGAACUUCUACAAAUUUGACUGAAGAAUGCACAAGCCAUUGCCUCAAGGUAAGAGGCACUCGUGAAGCCAACGAAGCAUUUCUGUUUCCUAUGGGUUUUUUCUGGGUAUAUGAGUAUAUUCUGUUGUUUCAUCUUGGAGAAUCGUGUUGCAAGGUGGUACAUUUCAAUAGACUGGAAUAUACUAUAUGAAGUAGUGUAUUAUGUUCUUCCUUACUUCGAUUGUGAGUUGCUGAUUCUUCAUUAAUGAAAUGAGAAUCUAAGACAAACAACAUUACAAAAUCUUACUUAUUUUUGGGAAAGCAUUUCUGAUUAUCAAAAUAUAAUUAAGAUGCUGUAUAUUAUGUGUGUAUAUUCUACAUUCAUUUCCAAGAAAAUUUCCUUUGGUGUAAAGGAAGUUGAUAUAUAUAUAUAUGUUUAUUUCAUUAUGUUUGGAGAUGGAUUUUCAGUAGAUUAGCUUUAUAUACAAGUAUGUACAUUCACUUGAACUAAAGGCACUAAAAACUUUUUUUUGGGGAGGGGGGUGUAUUUACAAAGUACUUGAAGUCUAUUGCCUAUACAAGAAAAAGUAUUGUUCCCUCACAUCAUGAUAAAAUGGCAAUGCAGUCACAAAUAAAAUGGUAUGUAUUAAUACACACUACAUACAAACAUAUUAUAUUCAUAUAGAAUGCAUAUGAUAUUUUUUGCAAGAAGAAUAGAAUGUCUUUGGAACAAAACUUCUAUAGUGAAGUGAAAACUUAUUUUCAAUUACACAAGUGAUUUAAGUAUUGUAGCUGUGAAAAUAGUAAUAUUUGAAAUAUUUGUAAUGAUAUAAUGAAUCAUUUGUAAUAUGUAACAAAAAAAUUUAAAUCUGUAGAUGUUCCCCGUCCAUUGGUAAAACCAUGAGUGCAACGUUUAAUGCUGAUUUUGGCUUUAUUAUGUUAAUUUGUAGGCACACAAUUCUUUAUUAUAAGCAGGAUUACUUUUGUGCUGUAACCUAAGGAAGCUUAGUAGAAAUAUUGUAAGGUAGCUCAGUGGAGGAUAAUUUGAUGCCUCUUGAAAUUAGAAAUUAAUUGGAAUCAUAAUCAGACGUGUUAUUCAUUAAGCAAUUAAAAAAUUGAUAAGCAUACCAAAUAAUUCUCAAAACCUGAGCAAAUCUGCAUAUUUUAGGUUUUCAGUAAUGGAACUUGUUAAUUUCUUGGUUAGUUAAAAAUCUACUGUCCUUUCAAAAGAAGAUUGUCUUUUUUAUAUUUGAAUGUUAAGAAGCAUACAUUUAUUUAGUAGGAAUACCGUUACCCUUUCUUAUUUCUUCUCUUCUUGAAAUAAUAAAUAAAUUUAAAUGUAUUCGUGUUAUUUUAAAAAUAUUAACUUCCUGAAUAGGAAUUUUGUUUGUUUUUUCUUCAUUUUACUAAUUGGGAAACUAUUGGAUCUUUUUGUGCCAUGUACAGCAACCAAUUUUAAUUUUGUGACGAAUACUUUGGGGGAAAAAAAAUAAUUAUUAUUUUUCCAUUUAAUUUUAACAUUAAUUUAUCUUUCUGUUAAAUCACUGAAGACAUUGUUUCAAUUGCAGGAAUUUAUUUUCAUUCAAUUGAUAAUAUCUCGCAUAUUAAUGUUCAUGUGUGUACAUUCAAAACAAUAUAUUUUAUUAGGUGUAAAAUUUCUUGAUAGUAAUUGCAGUCAGUUAACUUACUUUUUGAACUCCAAUAUUUCAUUCACUCUUUUUAAUUUAAUUUAAGUUUACUUUAUUUGUCAUGUAAAUUGUAGGUAGUAAUUUACCCCAUGGCAAAAAAUGGAAAACAAUUCGCUGUAAAUCUAAAAUAGUAAUAUUCAUAUGUCAGAUCAAAAUUAAUAGGUCAUAAUGAAAAAUACUUUCAAAUGAUUUCAAUAAAUUUUAUGUUUUUUUUUCUCUAACUACCAUAUUGUGAUCAUUAUUUCAUUUCUAUGGAAGUAAUUAUUUGUUGCAUUUUUGAAGCAUUUUAUUGGAUGUAGUUUCUUCAUUAUAAUACCAAGAAGUUGUCAUUUUUUUUGAGAGAUUGUAUUCAUGAAGGUAUCCAAUUAUUCUCUGGUGUGUCAUGUUAUUGGUUCAUUGUAUUACAUUUUCAGUUUUAUUUACAAUGUUCUCAUUACUGUAAACUACCCCACCUCUUGGGAUGCAACACAUCUCAACGUUUCAUAUCUGUAGAUGUGUAUUCAACUAAGUUUAAUAUAAUAAUUUUUUCAACAUCAAAUAAUAUUUUUUGCUCAUCGACAUUACAAUUUAUUCAUUCUCUCAUUCAACAAAUUUUGUCAAUUCAUGGGUUUGUGAAAAAGUGUUAUAUUGUGCUUAGAAAUUAUUCUUAUUUAACACAGAACACAAAAAUGUAAAUCUAAAAAGGCUUUUCUAUGAAAGGACUUGAUGAAAUCUAUUAUGAGUUAAGAUUACUUUUCAUACAGUAAUCACUAUAAAAAUUUAUACAGGAAGUGAGAUAAUGGUGCUCCUUGUGCCUUCCAGGAUUCAUAUCUCAUUUCCAUUGUCAAACUGAAAAAAUUUUGAAAUAAUUAGAAUGUCGGAAGAUAGAACAUCAAGAUUUUCAUUUCUUUAAUGACUGGUGCCUGUGAGAAAGGUCUUUCACAUCUCUUCCUCCAAUUACUCUCCUCCAUUUUGUUCUGCUAUACCUGUUGUCAUAAACACAUGAUUUGCAUUAUAGUGUUCUUAUAAAACAUCUUCAAGAAUUAAUUAGUGCAUUAUGAUGUGAAAACAAUGUGAUUUGAAAAUGAAACGUUAUGCAAAGAAGCUGAUAUGAAUGAACAUACAGAAACAAAUAGUGCUGGAAGUUAGAUAGUGAUGCCACGUAUGUUUCUACUUAUUCUUCACAUACUAGGACAAGCUGCAUAAUGCAACAUGUCUUGUGAUGUUACCUGGCAAAUUAUGCAUAGAACUGAACUAAUUCUCUGAAGAUUGUAUUAAAACCAUGUGCAAUGCUUUCCCAAUACAUGAAAUGGUUCAUUUUCUGUGGUGUUUUGUUGUUAUUUUUUUACAAUUUCUUACUAUUGAAAGUAUGGAGAUAAUUUCCUGUCAGAAGUGACUUCAGAAGAAUGAAAUCAAUACGUUGCUGAUUUUUCAAUGUUGACACAGGUAUUGGAACUUUUCUAUGACACUUAUAGUAGAGUAUUGAUAGCAUGAGUAUUGGUUUUGUAGUAUGUAUUCAUAGUCUGUGCCUCAUCACUUAUUGUCCCUCUUAGAAAGUGAUGAUGUCAGUGGGAAAAAUGUAGGUAUUGAGAAUUGGGAAGAGAUACUACAACCUGGCCUAAUUAAGGGACUUUUCCAGUAAUUGCCCUGGAGCUGCUGGAAGAACCAAGAAAAUAUUUCGACAUGCAUAUAUUGUUCCAGAAUAUUUUUUAUUUAAAAGAUAAUUGGUAUGCUUGAUCAAUUAUUUUUGGAAAAAAAAAAAGAGAAAAAAAACUUAAUCGAAAUUUAAAUCUAAUAGUUUUAUGAAACUGUUGGUCUAGCAUGCCCAAUAACCUUUUAUUUACAAUAGUUAUGAUGAGUAAUCCUUGUAAUUUAUUUGCAUUUGCAAUUCAGCAUAUUUAGAAGGAUAAUACAACUCUAAAAGAAUUCAGAAUAUAUAUGUAUUUUACACAACAUUUGUCUUCAUUGAUAAUUGUAGUUAUAGUAGUAAUGUGAUGAUACAGAAAAAUGGCUUUCAAAUAUUUACCCUAUUUGUGUAUCACUCAAUAGAUAGUUUAUAAGAGAAAUCAUUUUCUACAUGUAUAUGGUGUUUCAAAACAUAGAGAGAUAUUAACUCUUAGUGCUGUGUUCUGUGUUAAGAUAUAAACAAGAAAUUCAUUAUGUAUUUUUACCAACCAUAUUUUGUGAAACAAGAAUGAUAUUUUAAGGUCCUAGGGGACUUGUUCAUUGACACACAACGGUAUGAUGACUGACACAUGUAAUUCUUGCAUUUCAAAUAUAUCAUAGUAAAUGCACAUGAGGUUACAUACCCAUGGAAGUUGGUUGCUGCUAAGAAUCUUCAGCAGUUAUUUAGUGCCACGAAAGGGUAGAAAACGUGCUUUAAUCAUUAGAUAACUUUUGCGAGUGCAAGAAUUGUUUGAUACAAUUCUUGAUAUUGGUAGGUUACAAGUAAGUAUCUCGAAUGCUAAGUGUGGAAUGGUGUGAAUGAAUGUUUUUAUAACAUUUUGUCCCUAAGAUUGAUAUUGAAACAGAGGGCUUGUAUUUUAUCUUAAAGAUCAAAAAUACUGUGAAAGGUGAAAUAAUUUUCAAAUAUAUUGUGAGGAAAGGAUGUUAGUGAUCGCUGGCAAAAGGAUUUGUUAAGUUUUU
Molecule: messenger RNA, 4941 nt
Organism: Gryllus bimaculatus (two-spotted cricket)
Lineage: Eukaryota; Metazoa; Arthropoda; Insecta; Orthoptera; Gryllidae
Source: the annotation of a GenBank genome assembly